UCGAUAUCAGGUCGUGCAAGGUUUCCUACAUCUGAAUUCUCAGUGCUACAGCGAGAAUAACAGUGCGAGGCCCGGCGUUGUUUGCUGUGACGAACGUUAAAGGUUCGACACUCAUUGGUGCCAUCCGCUCCUUUUCAAGAUGAUUGCUAGAAGUAUGUCACUAUCAAGAUGCUGUGCCAUUGUGGACAGCCAUCCCAUUUCUUAGCAACGGAUUUAGUGUGACCAGGUCACUAGAAGAAGUUUAGGUUUGAUUUAAUAGAUAGCAAAACUUGGCCAGCUACCAAAACUUGGUGAUAUUUUAUUUGGUGAUUCAUCUCUCAAGACAGGAAUUAUUUAGUAGAGGAACAAUAAAGUUUACAUACAGUCUGAUCUCAACAAAAUGCUUUUGUAACAUUUUAAAGGCUACUGUGAGGAAAAAAUACUCAUUUCAUAGAGAACAAAAAUUCUCUAUUCCCUUUUUUGUUUUCUAUUUUGGAACAAAAAAGGGAUAGAGAGGGAAGAAAAAGAAAGUUAAAACUGCUUAACCUUAAAAUAAAAACAAUCCUUCCACCAAUUGAGGGACACGCUUAAUUCGUCGACUGGGCAAAAGUUUUGCUUUGGAUAAAAUUGAAUGAUUCUCUACUGCAGUGUUUGAGCUGGAAUAUUAUCCUUUGAAAGAAUAGAAACUAUUUUGAAAAAGAGGCCUAAUUAUUUUCAUAUCUUGUCGUCAUUAAGAGUAAUUCAUUGACAAGACUUGGUGUACCACAGAUCACAUACAGGCAGAUAGAGGUGCUCAUAUUUUGGCUUUUUCUCUUAAGAACAAAAAAUCCAAAAGCCAGAGGUGGUAUUUAAAACAAAAAGCACUAAAAUAUUACGGGGUACUUAAGGUAGAUAAGGGAAUGAAGCUCAGGAGCUUAUAGAAAUUCCAUAGAGAAAGGAAUUCUGUGAUAAUUAUUUUUUUAUAUUAUUGAAGAAGAUAUUGAAUGGAAGUAUUAACAAUGGCAGACUGGAAUGAUGUAACAUGAAGAUAAUUUGGAGUAACAAGAAGUGUGUGUGAAGUAAAAUUGAAAAUUGGAAGAAAGAGCAUUAGAUACUUAAAGUUAUUUAAUUUAGUCACUUCUUGAAAUAUCUUGAAUAUAACAGAACUCAGUGGUAUUUUAUUUUACAACAUUUUCAUAAGCAGCAUCAUGAUUGAAGCAUACUCAUCAGACGUUUUGUGGAUUCUCAUCGUUGGAUUUAUUGUUGCAUUUAUCUUGGCAUUUGGAAUUGGAGCAAAUGAUGUGGCUAAUUCUUUUGGUACAUCAGUGGGUUCAAAAGUUUUGACAGUUAGACAAGCAUGUUACUUAGCUACAAUAUUCGAGACAGCAGGAGCUAUAUUAAUUGGUUACAAAGUGUCAGACACCAUGAGAAAAGGAAUAUUGGAUGUUAACCUUUAUGAGGGGCGGGAGAGAGAAUUCAUGCUUGGGUUCCUCUCAUCCCUUGCUGGCAGUGCAGUGUGGCUCCUUGUUGCAACAUUUCUGAAGCUGCCUAUAUCGGGAACUCAUAGUAUAGUUGGAGCCAGUGUUGGUUUCUCCCUAGUUGCACAGGGAUUUGCUGGAUUGCAUUGGAUGACACUAGUUACAAUUGUUGCCUCGUGGUUCAUCUCACCAGUGCUUUCUGGAAUGAUGUCAACCGUCUUGUAUUUGCUCAUCCGGAAAUUCAUCUUACGGGCACCACAACCAAUAAAACCAGGACUUAGAGCACUUCCUUUGUUUUAUGGUGUCACAGUUUUAAUAAAUGUGUUUUCAAUUGUGCACAAUGGACCGAAAUUGCUAUACUUCGAUUACAUUCCAUGGUGGGGAGCAUUGAUCCUCAGUGUGUCGAUUGGCAUCUUGGUCACCCUGGGUGUACAUUUCUUUCUUGUACCUCACCUGAGGAAUCAGAUUCUGAAGCAGAUGCGUAUAGACAAAGGUCGUGGCGUGAGUUUUACAUUUGGUGAUUCGACAGAAUCUUCACGUGAUCCAAGCCCCAAACCAUCACGGAGUAUCUCAGUUGAGGAUGUGAAAAGAAACCUUCCAAUCAUAACAGAAACUUCUGAACCUGAGAAAAUGCAACUGGUCCAAGAUGAAAAUGAAAUGGUUCAGUUCACUGGAAAUGCAGCCAAUGGCACCCGGAAUGGGCAAACUACAUACUGUUUUCCAUUGCCUCAGCCAAAUGAUACAAAUACUAAACUGAAUGGUUAUCUACUUGCUGAAACAGCGAUUGGGGCUACAAAGGAUAAUAUGGAGAUUGCUACACUGACACCAGCAAAUGGGAGUACUAUUGCAGCCAUUGUUCCCACACAGCACCAGCAACUUCAUCCAGAAUCAGUUUUACCAGCUAGUGGCCAAGUUACACCAGCUUUUGGUCUUUCUCCCAACAGCAGUGCAGUUCCUUUAAUCAAAGAAAAGACACCAGAACAAAUGAAACUUGAUCCUGAGAGUGUUGCACCAGAAACACAAAUAAUUCAAUCAAAAGAUGAUCCACCUGAAGCAGCUAAACUGUUUGCAUUUCUUCAGAUACUCACAGCUUCAUUUGGUUCAUUUGCUCAUGGAGGGAAUGAUGUUAGUAAUGCUAUUGGGCCUUUAAUCGCCCUGUGGCUGAUCUUCAAGGAGGGAUCAGUGGCCCAAGAAUCUGAGACACCUCUUUUCAUCUUGUUUUAUGGUGGACUGGGUAUCUCAGUUGGUCUGUGGUUGUGGGGGCGCCGUGUCAUUCAGACAAUCGGUGAAGAUCUGACAAAAAUAACUGCCUCAACGGGAUUUUCAAUUGAGAUUGGUGCAGCCUUUACGGUACUCUUGGCAUCAAAGAUAGGUCUUCCCAUUAGUACAACACAUUGUAAAGUGGGUUCAGUUGUAUUUGUUGGCUGGUUUAGUUCAGACAAAAGUGGUGUGGACUGGAAACUUUUUAGGAAUAUCAUUUAUGCGUGGGUUUUCACAGUGCCAGUUGCAGCAGGCCUCAGUGCUGCAUUCAUGUGGAUACUACAGCAAGUUGCACUGUGAUGCUGAGAACAACAAACAGUACAAAUACCAUACUUAUGCCAGUACUUAAAAUUAAAUGUUUAGAACUAACUGUUAGGAGAAAGAAGGGGAGAAAUGAUGUGAACCCUAGUGUAAAGCUGUUGCCAAACUGCCAGCUGGUGUCAAUGUUAAUAAAGUAAUAUUUGUGCCCAUUGUAAUGUGAAACAGGUGAAACUGAUCACUGAGAGCUGUUAUGUCUCAAAUAAAUUAUUACUAUUUCAUUUGCUUUAAAUUAAA
Messenger RNA from Schistocerca nitens (vagrant locust), 3251 nucleotides. RefSeq names its product sodium-dependent phosphate transporter 1 (gene NaPi-III). Gene Ontology annotation, biological process: phosphate ion transmembrane transport. Gene Ontology annotation, molecular function: phosphate transmembrane transporter activity. Gene Ontology annotation, cellular component: membrane. NCBI's taxonomy places the organism in Eukaryota, Metazoa, Arthropoda, Insecta, Orthoptera, Acrididae. The transcript has 16 exons. The record is from RefSeq and is a predicted model, not a curated record. Bases 1167 to 2996 code for a protein of 609 amino acids.